Messenger RNA from Ananas comosus (pineapple), 2818 nucleotides. Its product is annotated as protein ENHANCED DISEASE RESISTANCE 2-like. The transcript is spliced from 23 exons. Gene Ontology annotation, molecular function: lipid binding. The record is from RefSeq and is a predicted model, not a curated record. The coding region runs from base 420 to 2633 and encodes 737 amino acids. Lineage: Eukaryota; Viridiplantae; Streptophyta; Magnoliopsida; Poales; Bromeliaceae.
GAAACAAGAGAGAGAAAGGAGAGAGAGAGAGAGAGAGAGAGGGGUUUGUUUUGUUUUGAAAAUUCUAAGAAUAGUAGGGGUUGUGAGAGGUUUGUAGGAGGGAAAGGUGGGAUUUUUAGGUUAAUUUUUAUUCUCCUCUCUCUCUCUCUCCUUCUCUCAGAGAGACGAAGGAGAGAGAGAGAGGAGAUUGAGAUUAUUAUUAUUAAUUUAUAUUAAUCUCUCUUUCUCUCUCACUUUUCUCUUCCAAAUUACCUCAUCCCUCUCCUAUUUUGCAUCAAACCCAACUCUCUUUUGCCUCUUCCGUUGUUGAGGGGCCCUCUCGGCCCCUCUCUCCCUCGCAACACACCAAAGGAGCCCUCAAAGGUCGCGCCUUUACGCCAUGGAAUAGGAGGAGGAGGAGGAGGAGGAGAUCGAUUCGGAUGGAGGAGGAGGAGGGGCGCAGAAUGGAGGGGUGGUUGUAUCUGAUACGCUCCAACCGAUUCGGGUUGCAUUAUUCGAGGAAGAGGUACUUCGUCCUCGAGGAUAACGCCCUCAAUUGCUACAAAUCCGUCCCCUCUUCGAAACGAGAGGAUCCUAUGAGAAGUGCACUAAUUGAUUCUUGUCUACGUGUCACUGACAACGGAAGAGAGAGCAUGCAUAGAAGUGUUUUCUACAUAUUUACACUUUACAAUGUUUCUAAUCAUACCGACCAGCUUAAGUUGGGCGCUAGAAGUUCAGAAGAAGCAGCUAGGUGGAUCCGUUGCUUGAUGGAAGCGGCCUUAAAGGAGUGCCCACACAAGGAAGGGAAUUUUGUGGCUUGUUCCAAAAGAGGAUGGCAACCUUUAAGAUUGAGUCGCACCAGGAGGAGCAGUCAUAUGCACUCUAUAGAUUGGACUGUAUUUUCUGGUGCGCACCCUGAUCUAAUGGCGUCUGAUGUUAUCGCUCCUUCCCCAUGGACAAUAUUUGGAUGCAAAAAUGGCUUGCGGCUGUUCAAAGAAGCAAAGGAUGGUGAUUUUUAUGGACAGCACUGGGAUGAUCAUCCCGCUAUUAUGGCUGUUGGUGUGGUUGACGCUACUUCAGAAGCCAUUUUUCGAACAGUUAUGUCUCUUGGUCAAUCCAGAUCAGAAUGGGACUUCUCCUUAUUAGAAGGAAAGGUGGUUGAACACCUAGAUGGUCACACUGAUAUUAUUCACAAGAAACUGCGGAGCGAUUGGUUGCCAUGGGGAAUGAAAAGGAGAGAUUUACUAUUACGGCGUUAUUGGAGAAGAGAGGACGAUGGAACUUAUGUAAUUUUGUACCACUCUAUUUUCCACCACAAAUGUCGAUGCGAGGGAGGCUAUAUUCGUGCAUGCCUUAAAAGUGGAGGAUAUGUAAUAACCCCUAUAAAUCAAGGAAAACAAUCAGUUGUAAAGCACAUGCUUGCAAUUGAUUGGAAACUUUGGAAGUCUUAUCUUCUCACCUCAUCUGCAAAGUACAUCACCAUCCGGAUGCUGGUAAGAGUUGCAGCUCUACGGGAAUUUUUCCGAGCUAAAAUUGGCAAUUGUCCAUGCUCCGAUUUUUCAUCGGGUGAGCUAACGAAGGAGAUAGGGUUGCCGCAGAGCGAGAAGGAAGACAUAAAGGUUGAAGUGCUAUCAACGAGUGAGAGCACUAAGUAUGAAGAUCCUGCAGAAGGGUCACAGAGCUCUCCUAAACAUGGAAGCGUUGGCGGAUCAUUCCUUCAACUGAAUGAUGCUGCAGAUGAAUUCUUUGAUUUUCCAGAUGAACCGGAACAUGACGAAAAGGAGGUUCUGUGGUCCUCUGAUGAGAGCAUGCACUCUCAGGGACAGGACCAACACCAUGCCAAGUUAUCGGGCGCUGCAGUUUUUGUGAAAAGGUUGCACAACCUUGCCGUUCAAAAGAGAGGAUAUAUGGAUUUACAAGAAGCGGUGAUGGUAGAUGCUAUACCGUGCUAUGGGGCCACUCUUCCAAAAGAUCCGACUUGUACAAUGGCUUGCAGUUGGGCCAUGGCAGAGCCUUCAACAUUUUUAAUACGGGGCGAAUCUUACUUACAAGACCACCAAAAGAUCAAAGCUAAUACAACCUUGAUGCAAAUGGUGGGUGCCGAUUGGCUAAAAUCGGAUAAGCGCGAAGAUGAUCUUGGCGGCCGGCCUGGCGGCAUUGUUCAGAAAUAUGCAGAGCAAGGCGGGAGAGAAUUUUUCUUCAUUGUAAACAUACAGGUGCCUGGUUCCACAACAUACAGUCUCGCACUAUACUAUAUGAUGGAUAUUCCGCUGGAAAAGGUUCCCUUACUAGAGAGAUUUGUUAAAGGAGAUGAUUCAUAUCGAAAUUCACGGUUUAAACUUAUUCCGUACAUAUCCACGGGCUCUUGGAUAGUGAAGCAAAGUGUAGGCAAAAAAGCUUGCUUGGUGGGUCAAGCACUCGAAAUCCAUUAUUUCCGUGGGAGCAACUACUUGGAGCUCGGAAUCGAUGUUGGCUCGUCGACUGUCGCGCGGGGUGUUGUCAGCCUCGUCCUCGGGUACUUGAACAAUCUGGUGAUAGAAAUGGCAUUCUUGAUCCAGGGUAACACACAAGAAGAGCUCCCUGAGAUCCUCCUGGGCACCUGCAGAAUGAACCAUCUCGAUGUCUCGAAAUCCGUUUCGAUCAACACGUGGUAGACCUAACAGAUAUGCUCUGGUGAUUCUUUAUUCUGCCCAAAUUGGAGAGGGAUUUUUUUCUUUUAUUUUCUUCUGAAGUGCUUAACCUAUUUGUAAAGAGUUUUAAACCCUAAUCAAAACAUGUCAUUCUUUUCACAUAUAUAUUCCAAAUAUAAAUAAGUAAAUCCACUUAGCAUUCCUCAAAA